AUGCCGACAUAUACUGUCGACAAGACAUCCCGGGAUGAACACCGCCCGUUGCUCCCGUCAACGCCGGUCCCGAAGCCGAGGCACCGGAGGAGCAAGAAGGCGCUGGGCCGCGUAUGCGAGACCAUAGCCUGGGCCUUCUUCCUCGGCUUCGCCCUCUGCGCAUUCAUAGACAUGUACUUCCACCGCGAUGUCUGGUGGCCCGAGUCCGACCUGUCUGCCGCCUCACUGGAGACGUGCGCCUGGUCUCAUCUCGAAUCACAUGUCGGCCUCCUGGACGUGGCCCCUAUCGACCGGGACGAGUAUCUGCGGCGACAGGGCACUUUGGCUAGCGAACUGAAGGCUGCUGGCGCUGAUGCCUUCAUCGCCGAGCCGUCGGCGUCGUCGGCUUACUACGCCAAUGUUUCUUACGAAUUCGAUCUCUCAGAACGCCCUUUUCUGAUUAUCUUGGACAAGGAUGCCCAGUUCUCUUACCUCGUCCCCAAGUUCGAGGCUGGUCGCAUCGCCGGCCUGGAGAUGGUAUACAGUGACAAGACAGUUAUCGAGUGGGCCGAAGAGGAAUCGCCGUAUGAGGUCUUGGCAAAGGCGACUGGCUACUCCAAGAUCAUAUUGGACGAGCAUGCGAGAUUCAUGAUCGCUGCAGGACUUCAAAAAGUGGGCAUUGACGUCGUACCGAUGAACGACGCGAUCCAGUCCCUCCGAUCUGUAAAGACAGAGGCCGAGAUCAAGAUACUGAAGGGAAUCAACGCUUUCACGCUGGAACUGGUGCGCUCAUUGCAGAAGUGCAUCAAGAUUGGCCUGACACAAGAGACGGUUGUGACAUCGGCCGAGGCCCUUUUCACACGCGCCGGUGUGGGCAAGGGAUUCUGGUCCAUCGUCCUAUUCGGUGACCAAGCGGCCUACCCCCACGGGGGCAAGCACGGCAAGACGCUUGAGGAAGGGGAGUAUGUGCUGAUUGAUAUUGGCUCCAAACUACACGACUAUGGCAGCGACGUGACGCGGACCAUCUUGCCAUCGGGAGCAGAGGUCAGUGACGAGCUUCAAGGAAUCUGGAAGACCGUUCACGAGGCCCAGUCUGCGGGGUUCAAUCUCAUGCACCCCAAUGAGACUUGCUCUGAAGUUGAUUCUGCCUCACGGAAGCCCGUCUCUGAUGCCGGCUAUGCCGACUUCUAUACGCAUAGACUUGGCCACGGACUGGGUCUGGAGAUGCAUGAACAUCCUUAUUUGAACGGAGCGAAUAGUGAGAAGCUAAAGAUCGGCGAGGUCGUCACAAACGAGCCAGGAAUAUACGUGACAAGUGAGCAGGCGUACAAGGUCGGGAGGAGUAUUGGUUUCGGAGUUAGGCUCGAAGAUCCCAUUCUGGUCACCGAGAAAGGCGGUGUCCCCUUGACUGGAAGGAGGGCAAAUUCUCCAUAUGACCCCUGA
Molecule: messenger RNA, 1422 nt
Organism: Diaporthe amygdali
Lineage: Eukaryota; Fungi; Ascomycota; Sordariomycetes; Diaporthales; Diaporthaceae
Product: metallopeptidase family M24
Exons: 2
Coding region: 1-1422 (473 amino acids)
Source: RefSeq, a predicted model, not a curated record